This is a messenger RNA of Effrenium voratum, 228 nucleotides long. NCBI's taxonomy places the organism in Eukaryota, Dinophyceae, Suessiales, Symbiodiniaceae. The record is from the annotation of a GenBank genome assembly.
GCGAGGAUUGCGGAAGCCGAGGUGCCAGAGGCAACCGCCGAUGCAAAGGCUCCAGCAUCAGAAGCAGCCGCGGACGCAACCCAGGCAGAAGAAAUCGCUGCAAGCAAGGCGUCAGAUGCAGCUGCUGUGGCAGUCGAGGCAUCGGAAGCCAUUCCGGAGGCGACGGAGGGGUCCCUCUCGUUGCCGGAGCUCAGCGAUUCCCCGCAGGCGCCGGAGAAGGAAGCAGAG